Suillus paluster is the source of this 282-nucleotide messenger RNA. RefSeq lists its product as uncharacterized. The annotation marks the transcript as partial. The record is from RefSeq and is a predicted model, not a curated record. NCBI's taxonomy places the organism in Eukaryota, Fungi, Basidiomycota, Agaricomycetes, Boletales, Suillaceae. The transcript has 2 exons.
CUGAAUACUCAGUACUCGAUACUCAAAACUUGGUACUUGGUACUAAGUUCCCAGUACUUGAUACUCAAUGCUGAAUAUCUUGCACCAAGCACCAAGCACCAAGCACCAAGCACCAAGCACCAAGCACCAAGCACCAAGCACCGGGCACCAGGCACCGAGCACCGAGCACCGAGCACCGAGCACCGAGCACCGAGCACUGAAUACUCAGUACUCAGCACUCGGUACUCGGUACUUAGUACUCAGUUCCCGGAACUUGAUACUCAAUGCUCAAUAUCUUGGUAG